AACAAAGGGUGUGGUUAAUUCAAUUCCGCGGGAAAGUUAUUUGUGCUUCCUGUGACAAAGCGGCUGAUGUUUACAGAUUGCGACCGAAGAUUCUUGCGUUCAUAAAAAUGUCUCAAGCUCGUGUAACAGAUUUCUUUUCCCAGAGGAAGAAAAGGACCGCCGAUUCUGUUAUAUCUUCAAAACCCAGAACGACCAAACCAAGAGCUGUCGCUUCUCCAAACGAAGACCUUGUCCCGACUUCAUCCACAAGCGAAGUCCGAGAUGAGUUUAUGCGAACUAUCGAUGCGGCAGCUAGGCUUUCCGAAGGAGAGUCGUUCACUUUUAAGACGCAAAAAGAUCAUCAAGAUAGUCUCCAGACACCAAAACAGACUUCGCAGAUUACAGAACUCGGGACGAAAAAAAAAUUGGAUCCCAAAGAACAGCUAACAGUAAAGAAGAGACGACAAUUAGAAGAUUAUUCUGACGACAAAAUUAAGAUUCAAGAAAAAUCGACAAGAACAAUGGGAAGGAAAUGUGUACUCUCGCGUCGAAUACAAAAGACUGAGCCACUGCCUAAUGGAGUUCCUAGGCAGUGUUCAACUUCAGAAGCCUCACCUCCAAGUCAAACAAGCAUCACCAUCAACAGGAAGAAAAAUGGAGGACAGGCUGAACAGGCUCAUUUUGGAGAAUAUGUGUCCCGCCACAGUUCUUUACUUCAGAGGAUCAAAAAACAAGCCAUUGAGUUGGAGACUGCUGCAUCAUCUGCAUCCGUAGCAACACCAUCGGUUUCAUCCUCCAUUGCUAUGUCAGCUGUGACUCGAGCAAAAGAACUUGCAGCUAAAAUUAAGGAGAGAGACAGAGAAGAUGAAAAAAUACAGGAAGAGACACAAGCUCACGACAGUAUUCAACAGCCAGCAUACCAUCAAUAUCACAAUCUAGCUCAGGACACUCCACCAGGCCUCUCCCUGCCUCUGAAGUUCAAAGUACUCGCUGAGAUGUUUAGAAGUAUGGACACCGUGGUUGCCAUGCUGUUCAAUCGUUCGGAAACGGCUACCUUCUCCAAGAUCAAAAAGGGAGUUCAGGAUAUGAUGCACAAACGGUUCGAAGAACACCACAUAGGCCAAAUGAAGACUGUUUUUCCUGAGGCCUACAACUUCAGACAGGAAAAGAAUAUCCCGACAUACAACAACUGUAUUAUGCAGGGAAGCUACCAGCUAACUGUGGAACCUGCCAUGUUUUGUGGACAAAAGGAAGGUCAACGCAUCUUGACAGCCUCUGAUCUUCUGAAGAGACGACACACCUUCCAUCGCAAUCUCAUUUCCAUUGUUAAACACCACCAUAAGCUUUUCCUCUCCUCGUUAGUACCACCAGUAUGUGUGCCUGAAGACAAACUGACCCGAUGGCACCCCAACUUCAAUGUGGACACUCUACCAGCUGUGCAAGCAAGUUUACUCCCUCAGCCUCCUCGCAUUGAAAAACUUGCAACUGCUCAGGAGGUGUUAGACAAGGCCCACUCAGUCAUCACGCCAAAGAUGGAGAAAGCACUGGUUUCUCUAGUGCACAAGACAGGAGCAGGUAAAAAAGAACAAUGCGAAGAGAAGCCUCUGCAAAAUGUAAACUGCACGCACGCAUCUACUUCACCUCAUAUUCCAAAUGCCCUGAAUGGAGUGUCACAGUCCUUGUUGGACAGAAUUCGAGCAAAGGAAGCCCAAAAGCUCCAGGCGGCUAUGACUCGAAGCCCUUCCCAAGAUGAGCGUCUCCUGAUGAUGUCCAGGCUCGGGGAGCUAGCUAGGAUUCUUAGAAACGUUUUCAUAUCUGAAAAAAAAACUGCUUUAACUAUUGAAGUAAUUUGUAACCGGAUGAUCACCAGCUACAGAUCUGCCCUCACAACAGGUGAAAUGGAGAAACACAUCCAAUUGCUGGCAGAGCUAAACCCAACCUGGCUUUCCUUACAUCCAAUCAGGAAGGACUUGUACCUAAAAUUGAACAAGCAUGUGGACCUCAGUGUCAUUCUCGACAAAUUAAAUUGCAGCCUUAGAGAGGAGGAGAGACGAAGUGAAACACUGAAAUCAGGACAUGAAACAUCUUAACUGUUAAGAUUUGUUUGGAAACACUUUAGUCUACAACACCUCAGGGUAUCUUAUAACAUCUUUGACAAGUGAUGUCAAGGCAUGUGUGAAACGGAGCAUGUUUCUUCCAAAAUCUCGUGAGGUGCAUUUCUCUCUCUUUUUUUUUUUUUUUUUUUUUUUCACAAGUCUUGAAAUUCUUGAUUCUUACUAAUGAGCAAAACAAACCAAGAAGUUGUCUCAUUUUGCAGCUAUAACAGCUUUCAAAAUAGUUUUGGGAGACUUUUUUUUUUUUUUUUCCAAGUCCUAGUCAGUGGGGAUUUUUUUUUUUUUUAUCUUUUCAGAAGCACAUUUAAGAGAUAAUGGACAGAAAGUCUUUGUUUACGGUGUCGUCGUAGUUCAACAUGUUCUAUAUGGAUUUGGUGUUUGAGAGUGUCCAAAUUUCUCCACACCAAACUUGUCCAAUCUUAAGACCUUGCUUUGUUUAAGGUUCAAUCAUGCUGCCAUAAAACAUUCUGCUCCUGUGCUCCUUUUUGAUCAUUUAUAAAACAUGCCAUUAUUAAAAUGUGACAAAUGUAUUGCUUCAUCAUAUUGCAUGUAGAGGCUGCCAUAACAAAAAGCUUGUCUUUUUUUGUUCAAACUUGCUUUGGUUAAGUGUUUCAUAAUCGCACUACAGUGGAAUCCUGCUAGUUAAGAAUGGGAGAACAUCGGAUUCCUGUAAUUGGCAAUCUCCUAAGUGUGUACUAUUUGCAACAUUUUUAAUUAAAUACCAUAAACUAUGUCUUAUAAUUGCACGCUGCAUGGUAAACUUGUUUGUAAAGGCUUUCUGCAUACCCUUUAAUUACCUGAAACAGAGAAGCAACUAGAUUUGGGACAAAAUAUCAUUUGGCGAUGCAUAGACUAGAUGCAUUGCCACAUAAUUUGAGUA
Messenger RNA from Corythoichthys intestinalis (scribbled pipefish), 2973 nucleotides. RefSeq names its product chromatin licensing and DNA replication factor 1 (gene cdt1). NCBI's taxonomy places the organism in Eukaryota, Metazoa, Chordata, Actinopteri, Syngnathiformes, Syngnathidae. Bases 108 to 2069 code for a protein of 653 amino acids. Gene Ontology annotation, molecular function: DNA binding; DNA polymerase binding. Gene Ontology annotation, cellular component: nucleus. The transcript is spliced from 10 exons. The record is from RefSeq and is a predicted model, not a curated record. Gene Ontology annotation, biological process: DNA replication checkpoint signaling; regulation of DNA-templated DNA replication initiation; DNA replication preinitiation complex assembly.